Molecule: messenger RNA, 3639 nt
Organism: Kogia breviceps (pygmy sperm whale)
Lineage: Eukaryota; Metazoa; Chordata; Mammalia; Artiodactyla; Physeteridae
Gene: MOV10L1
Product: Mov10 like RNA helicase 1
Molecular function (GO): helicase activity
Source: RefSeq, a predicted model, not a curated record
AUGCUGCGCCUCGCGGGCAAGCUGGUGGCCUUCUUCUGGAGGAGGGCGGAAGAACCCGAGGAGAAGGCCGGGCUGCCGGGGCCCGAGCUCGCAGAAGGUGACACCAAGUUGAAAACUGUCCAGGGUGUCGUGACAAGGUACUGCAGCGAUUAUGGCAUGAUUGAUGAUUUGAUCUACUUCUCCAAUGAGGCUUUGACUAGCAAAGUGCUUCUAAACGUUGGACAGGAAGUUGUUGCGGUUGUGGAAGAAGAUAAGGUGUCGAAUGGACUGAAAGCAAUCCGGGUGGAAGCCAUCUCAGAUACAUGGGACGACAACAGCAGGAGCCACGGCAGAGGGCUCUCCGGCUCCAGCCCCCGAGUGCUGAUCGGCUGCGUGACCUCACUGGUGGACGGUGCCGGCUACAUCAACCAGACCACGUACUUCUCCCAGGAGAGUGUGUGUGAAGGUUUCAAGCCCUGCAAGGGGGACUGGGUGGAGGCCGAGUACUGGAUCCGGCCGGGCACGUGGAGCAGUGAGGCCAUCUCGGUGAAGCCACUGAGGUACAAGCGCGUGGACCGGGUCUGCGUGUCCAGCCUCUGUGGGAGGAACGGGGUGAUCAACGACUACAUCUUUUUCACCCUGGACUCCCUGAAGCUCCCGGAAGGCUACAUGCCGCAGAGGCACGACGUGGUCAGCGCCGUGGUGGUGGAGAGCAGCCAGUCGUGCUACACGUGGAGGGCCCUGUGCGUGACCCCAGUGCAGAGGAGGGGCACCUCUGCGGUCGAGGAGGCUGCUGACGAGGCCUGUGGAGCCCUUUUACUGGAAAACAAAGGUGACGUUGAAGUCACGAGGAUGACAAAUUUUGGAACGCUGAAAGAAGGAGAAAGCAAAGAUGUGGUGAUCUGGAUAGAGAAUAAAGGAGACGUUCCUCAAAACUUAGUCAGCUGCAAGUUCGGUGGCUGGGAUGAAGCUCAGCAGUUCAGGUUCCAGAAGCUGAGUAAGACACAGGCGCGCCCCGGAGCGUCCCUCGUUCCCGUUCCUGAGAAGGAGAAGAAUUUCGCGGAUGAAGAUACUGACGCACUAGACAGCUGCAGGAAAAACAAAACCCGUCAGACAUUGGAGAGCAGUCUGGUGAACAGCAGAGAAGCCUCUCCAGGUGACUGUGCCUGUACAGGAGAAAAGGAGAAGAAUGUGUCACAGAAGCCCGAACCCGGUGGGUUCAUCCCUCCAGGUGGAAAAACCCUGAUUGUGGUUACCUGUGAUGCAAAGAAUUCUGGCCGCUGCAGGGAGCUCCUUCUGCUUUGCUUCUCCAGUUUCACAGUCGGGCGGUUCCUUGAAGUGAACGUCAUAAGUGAGGAGGAAUCACUGAUAGCUGUCCGAGAACCCUUUUCAUGGAAGAAGUCUAAAAGUUCCCAGCUGUUAGCUUCCACCAAAACUACAGUUGUCGUGACCACGCAGAAAAGGAACCUGAGACGACAGCUUCCAAGUUUUCUCCCGCAGUACCCGAUACCAGACAGGCUUAAAGAAUGUGUGGGGCAGAAAAUCGACAUCCUGACCUUUCAGCCGCUGCUCGGAGAGCUUCUGAACAUGUCAAAUCACAAGGAGAAGUUUUCAACUUUGCUCUGGCUUGAGGAGAUUCACGCAGAAAUAGAGCUGAAAGAGUAUAAUAUGAGUGGGGUCACCUUGAAAAGAAAUGGGGAUUUGUUGGUUCUGGAGGUCCCAGGAUUAGCUGAAAGUAGACCUUCUCUUUACACAGGUGAUAAACUGAUCUUAAAAACUCAAGAGUACAACGGACACGUCAUCGAGUACGUCGGCUAUGUGACUGAGAUUCAUGAAGAAGAUGUAACCCUUAAACUUAAUCCAGAGUUUGAACAAGCAUAUAACUCUGAACCUAUGGAUGUGGAAUUUACAUACAACAGGACCACCAGCAGACGGUGUCACUUUGCACUUGAACAAGUUGUCCACUUGGGCGUAAAAGUGUUGUUUCCAGAAGAAAUCAUUUUACAGUCUCCCCAAGUGACAUGGAAUUGGAAACACGCACAAGACAUCAAAAAGCACGGACAGCCCACCUCCAAGAAUAGGAAAACCUUGAAGGACCAAACUAAGCACACCCCAGAGGAGCAGCGGGCGGGUGCCCAGGCCACACCAGGGCCGUGGGCCUUCGCCACAGAGACCGGCGGGCUGGUCAGCGGAGCCCCGAAAGUGAGAGAGAAGGAGUUUUUCAACCCCCUGCUCAACGAAACCCAGAAGUUGGCGGUGAGGAGGAUCCUGAGUGGAGACUGCCGCCCGGUCCCCUACGUGCUCUUCGGGCCUCCUGGGACUGGGAAGACGGUGACCAUCAUAGAGGCUGUUCUACAGGUCUUCCACGCUCUGCCGGACAGUCGGAUCCUGGUGUGCGCACCCUCCAACAGCGCGGCUGACCUUGUGUGCCUGCGGCUGCACGAGAGCCAGGCACUGCGGCUGGGCGCCAUGGUCCGCGUGAAUGCCACCUGCAGGUUCAAGGAGAGCAUCACAGAGACCAUCAGGCCGUAUUGCAGAGAUGGGGAAGACAUCUGGAAGGCCUCUCGCUUCCGGGUGGUCAUCACCACGUGCAGCAGCUCGGGGCUCUUCUACCAGAUAGGGUUGAGAGUUGGACACUUCACGCACGUGUUUGUGGACGAAGCGGGCCAGGCGAGUGAGCCCGAGUGCCUCAUCCCCCUGGGGCUCGUCUCAGGCGUCAGUGGCCAGAUCAUCCUGGCCGGAGACCCCAUGCAGCUCGGACCGGUCAUCAAGUCCAGACUUGCCAUGGCCUAUGGGCUGCACGUCUCUAUGCUGGAGAGACUGAUGUCCCGACCAGCGUAUCUGCGCGAUGAAGAUGCUUUUGGAGCCUGUGGUGCCUACAACCCCUUGUUGGUGACAAAGCUCGUGAAGAACUACAGGUCCCACUCAGCUCUGCUGGCCCUACCGUCCAGACUGUUCUACCACCAAGAGCUGGAAGUCUGCGCAGACCCCAGGGUGGUGACCUCCUUGCUGGGCUGGGAGAAGUUACCCAGGAAGGGCUUCCCCCUCAUCUUCCACGGAGUGAGGGGCAACGAAGCUCGAGAGGGGCAAAGCCCAUCGUGGUUCAACCCUGCCGAGGCCGUCCAGGUCAUGCGCUACUGCUGCCUGCUGGCCAGAAGCAUCUCCAGCCAGGUGUCUGCUGGCGACAUCGGCGUGAUCACGCCUUACCGGAAGCAGGUGGAGAAAAUCAAAAUUCUCUUGCAAAACGUUGAUCUGAUGGAUAUAAAGGUUGCAUCCGUGGAGGAGUUUCAAGGGCAAGAGUAUCUGGUUAUCAUCAUCUCAACUGUGCGGUCAAAUGAAGACAUAUUUGAAGAUGAUAGAUAUUUUUUGGGAUUCUUGUCCAGCUCAAAAAGAUUUAAUGUUGCAAUCACCAGACCCAAAGCCUUGCUGAUUGUGGUGGGAAAUCCUCAUGUUCUUGUCAGGGAUCCGUGCUUCGGGGCUUUGCUGGAGUACAGCAUCACGAAUGGGGUUUACACGGGAUGCAACCUGCCGCCCGAGCUGCAGCCCCUGCAGAAGUGAGUACUGCCGUCUCCUGCCCCUGUGGGCUUUGCGCUUGGGCUGCGGCCACCCUCCACCCGGUGCUGGGAUGACAUUUGGGGUCAGCGCCUCCUUCCUUUCACA